Phycodurus eques (leafy seadragon) is the source of this 3603-nucleotide messenger RNA. It is a transcript of the gene itih6, whose product is annotated as inter-alpha-trypsin inhibitor heavy chain family member 6. Gene Ontology annotation, molecular function: serine-type endopeptidase inhibitor activity. The record is from RefSeq and is a predicted model, not a curated record. Gene Ontology annotation, biological process: hyaluronan metabolic process. NCBI's taxonomy places the organism in Eukaryota, Metazoa, Chordata, Actinopteri, Syngnathiformes, Syngnathidae. The transcript is spliced from 17 exons.
CUUUGGUCUUAGUGUUUAAAAGCUGCUUUAUAAUGAGAAUGAUACAUUUGAGCAUCCAGUGCAUAUUACUCGUCUUAUUUUGUGUGCAAGAAGGAUUAUCUCAGGAAUAUUCGGAUCAUACUGGACAAAAUCUUCCAAGGAGGGGCAAACGGCAAAGCAAAGCGACCAGACCAGCGCUGAAGGUGACUGACUACCACGUCAAGUGUUCUGUGGUGUCUCGCUAUGCUGUCACCACGGUGCAGAGUUCCAUCUGGAACCAGAUGCUCAUCACCAAGGAGGCCGCCUUUGAGGUGGACCUGCCUUCCUCAGCAUUCAUCUCCAACUUCUCCAUUACGUCCAGUGGAAAGGUGUACGCAGCCCAGGUGAAGGAACGAGCUACGGCCAGGAAAAUAUACGACGCUGCAAAGAAGCAAGGAAAAACAGCAGGACUGGUCGCUACCAAAGAGCGGGAGACUGAGAAGUUUCGUGUGGCGGUGAGCGUGCCACCGGGAGCUCGGAUGUCCUUCUGCCUGACUUACGAAGACCUACUGCCUCGCCGCCUCGGCCGUUACGAGCUCAGCGUGGGUCUGAGGCCCGGCCAGCCCGUGCAGAACCUCACAUUAGACGUCAGCCUAUCAGAGCGAACGGGCAUCAGCUUCGUCAAGGUUCUUCCACUUCGGACAAGUAGACUGCUGUCCCACAACGACGCUCAAGGUGAUGCAGAACCUCCCGCAUCGACUCAGGUCGAAGAGAGCGUUGGCUGCGCUCGGGUUCGUUACAGUCCUACUCCUCAGCAGCAGAUCAGCAUUUCCCCCAAGGGUCUGAAUGCGGACUUUGUUCUUCAGUAUGAUGUAAAGCUCCCAGACCUCAUGGGUGACAUCCAAAUUUUUGAUGGCUACUUUGUGCAUUACUUUGCACCUAGAGGACUUCCUGUGGUUCCUAAGGAUGUCAUAUUUGUCCUUGAUGUCAGCGGCUCCAUGAUCGGCACCAAAAUCAAACAGACCAAGCAGGCAAUGAGCACCAUCCUUGAGGACCUUCGGGAAGGAGACCACUUUAACAUCGUCACUUUCUCAGAUAAGGUUCAGACUUGGAAUAAAGGACCCACAGUGCCGGCCACUCGGCACAAUGUGCGAGAUGCCAAAGAAUUCGUCAAGAGGAUUGUUGCUGAAGGAUGGACGAACAUAAACGCGGCUCUGCUCUCGGCCGCCCAGCUCGUCAACCCUCCGUCCUCUGGCUCCCGCCGCGUCCCCCUCGUGGUUUUCCUCACAGACGGCGAGGCCACCAUCGGAGUCACGGCGGGCGACGCUAUCCUCAGUAACGCCAAAAAGGUGCUGGGCUCCACUUCUCUCUUUGGCCUGGCCUUUGGGGACGACGCCGACUUUCUGCUCCUCAAACGUCUGGCCCUGGACAACCACGGUGUGGCUCGGAUGGUUUAUGAGGACGUGGACGCUACCUUGCAGCUAAAGGGCUUCUACGACGAAGUGGCCAGCCCCUUGUUGUCCGAUGUCCAGCUCGACUAUCUGGCCCAUCAGGCAUUUGACGUCACCCGCUCUCUCUUCCCAAACUACUUCCGAGGCUCCGAGUUGGUUGUGGCCGGAAGGCUUCCAGCAGGGCUGAAUAAUUUCAAGGUGUCCCUCUCUGCCAAUGAUUCCAAGCAACAUGUGAAGCUGGAGAAGGAGGUCCUGAUCAACAGCACUUGGCGCUCACCCGACUGCUCGGGGGCUCCUGAAGGCAUCUCUAGCUUUGUGCAUCGUCUCUGGGCGUAUUUCACCAUUAAGGAGCUGCUCCUAGCCAAACUCAACACUACAGAUGCGGUUACCCAGAAGCUUCUGUUAGACAAGGCCAGCAACCUCUCCCUGCAGUACAACUUCGUCACGCCUGUCACAUCUCUAGUUGUUGUGAAGCCCAAUACGGACCCAGUCGCUCCAACCACUGUGAGGCCUACCGUGUCCGCCACAACAACCACGUUGGUCAAAACGUCAGCUGCAAAGAGGCCCCACUCCUCUUCUAACCCAAGAACCAACAAUCUCAACCUGAGCCCUCCCAGACAGGUUAGAAAACCUUUAGUACCUCCUCCCAUCACAAAAACUGUGAAAAUAACGGCACCCUCCAGCCUGGCCACCACUCAACGUCCCCCAGUGCUCUUCUCUGGCAAAAAGCCUUCGCAGAAUAUUUUCAGAAAUGCCUCCGUGCCUCUUGUUGGGAAAAUGUCCAGCUCUCCACUCCAUUUUCCUAAGACAGCCCAGCCUCCCGGACCGAGAAACGUUUCCACGCCCUCUUUACCCACCACACUGCCGAGAGCGGCCAGCAGCAGCAGCACGCCUCCUGCUGUCCCAGAGAGAUCUUUGAUCCCCCAGCCCACUACCAGGCACACGGAACUGGAGAGCAGCAAUAUGUCUCCUGGCAUGUCACCGCCGCACCUCUUGUCUGGGUUCACCCCGCCCACUCCAGCCCCGGUCUCUGCUCCGGAUUUGGAAGGAAACGUCAGAAAGGCGGCACCCGAGAGCGACGUGAACGUUGCCACCUUGGUGGCCACCACCUUUGCACCCAUGCCUGGUGUAACAGAUGCACCCGGGCUGUGGGAGGCAGCAGGCCUUCUGGACAUCUCUACCUCCAUUCAGAUCCAGAGAAAAGAUACUUAUUUUGUGAAAGACUAUGACGCAACCUAUGACUACGAUCUCAACUAUGACAGCUGGGCUAAUACUGCAGACACGGAAUCUUUUGUGCUUGGGAGUGGAGAAUAUUGUCCUUGAGUUGAACAUCUUCUUGUGCUUUUAGAACCACCGUCCAGACUGAGCGCUGAGCACUUCUCCUCAUCAGCUGAUGGAGAUCCUCAUUUUGUGCUCCAGCUGCCAAAGCAGCAACACAACUUGUGUUUCACAGUCGAUGGCCGAGCCAAUGACGUGCUGAGGCUGGUGGAGGACCCGCACAGAGGACUGAUCGUUGAUGGCCACCUGACCGGCGCUCCCUCCAAGCGCGGCCACGAAAACCGCUCCCGAACCUAUUUCGACUGGGUGAACAUUUCGGCAGCCGUGGGCCACUCGGGCAACAUCGUGAUCACGGUCUCGUUGGACAAGGUGGCGGUCGAAGGCGAAGGGCGGGAUACGCUCAGCAUCAAUCAAACGGGAUCCGUGAUGAGGCAGGGUGUGACGAUCACUGUGGACGAACACCGGAGCUGCUGGAUCCGGCUGGCCGAGGACGUGCGCUUCCUGGUUCUCCUUCACCGCUACAAGCACCCCAUCUACCUGCAGAUGGCGCACCUUGGCUUCUACAUCACGCGUGGACGAGGGCUGUCGGCCUCCACUCGAGGUCUACUGGGCCAGUUUCAGCAUGCUGCCAUGAGCGUCGCGGCGGUGCGGGAUUAUCAUCAUCAUCAUCGUGGGGAUAACGGUGACCGAAUGUUGGCCCUUGGCGUCCUGAGGCGGGGGUCCCAGUUUAUGCCAGUCACCUUGCAGGACAAGCUGCUGAAGGACACCGUACUGAGGCAACAUGUGGAGCAGUGCUGGGUGGUGCCCAAGUCGGAGAUCGAGCGACUACUCGCUCAGCCGUACGGCAGCUACGUGGUGGAGCGCGUUUAAAAUCGCCUGGCACAUGCGUAACUCAGGUCCAAGUAGACGUCUUUGC